AGAUCUGUGGCGCGAGGUGCAGUGGAGGGAGGGUCGAUGAUGACAAGAAGGAGGGUGUGGGACCCGGAUGCUGAUGCGAGGAACCAGAGCGGAGAAAAUAACGCUUUACAACGCAAAGAAACCGUCAAGACACGCGAAAUAUCCGCGCGCAACGUAUCAGUCACCAUCAAAACCACAGAACCCUUCCCCAAAAGUGAACGGCGAGGGAGGACAGACGGCGCAGACGAGAAGGAUGAGGAUGCUGCGGUCCGUAGCUCAACAUCAGCAGCAGAGAUGAAGCAGAGCCGCUACAGCGACGCGAGAGGAUGCAGAGCGACCUGGAUCUCCUCGUCUCGCUCAACGUGAAACGGCAAUACAUUCACCUGUUUGUUUAACAGCAAAUGGUGAGAUUCUGGCUCCUUUACUUGGGAGUUAGGCCUAGCACAAGUGUACUGGAGGCUGGUGUUCACUUAUCUUUUACACUAGUCAGGAGGAAAUUUUGUCUCGAGCUGAUAGAUACAUCUAGAAACAGGAGUUGGCUUUCUGUAAUGACUGGUAACGAAAAGUCUGAUGGAUUGAGAAGCGUGACUUUGAUUGGCAGAGCUGUGAAUUAGGCUGCUUCUAUGGACCUGACUGUAUCUUUGCAUUGCCCUCAGCAUCUUUCCCCUCAAAUACAUGACAAACACAAAGAGUUCAGAACAAUAAAUGGCCCGAAUGACAGAUUCUAGGGAACCCCGAGCUCAGCAUGGAUAUAUUUCCGGGUUGUUGCAGACCCUUGGGAGACUGUUUUAGAAAAACUCAACUCAGAAACGGUACGCUGUGAAAAUAUUGCAUGCAGUAUGUCUAAGGAACUGUCAGUGACUCAGGCAGCUCAGUAUGUGGGGCCGUAUCGACUGGAGAAGACUCUCGGGAAAGGCCAGACAGGUCUGGUGAAGCUCGGGAUUCACUGCAUCACUGGCCAAAAAGUAGCCAUCAAAAUAGUCAACAGAGAAAAACUCUCAGAGUCUGUGUUGAUGAAGGUGGAGAGAGAAAUUGCUAUUUUAAAACUGAUUGAACAUCCACACGUGUUGAAACUCCAUGAUGUUUAUGAGAAUAACAAAUAUCUAUAUUUGGUACUGGAGCAUGUUUCAGGAGGAGAGCUGUUUGACUAUUUGGUGAAGAAGGGCAGACUGACGCCUAAAGAGGCACGAAAGUUCUUCAGACAAAUCAUAUCUGCUCUGGACUUCUGUCAUAGUCACUCCAUAUGUCAUAGAGACUUGAAGCCAGAAAACCUCCUGCUGGAUGAGAGGAACAAUAUCAGGAUUGCAGACUUUGGCAUGGCUUCACUACAGGUGGGAGACAGUCUGCUAGAGACAAGCUGUGGAUCUCCUCAUUAUGCAUGUCCAGAGGUUAUCAGGGGUGAGAAAUAUGACGGCCGACGGGCUGAUGUGUGGAGCUGUGGAGUCAUUCUCUUCGCUCUGCUAGUGGGCGCGCUGCCCUUCGACCACGAUAACCUGCGGCAGCUGCUGGAGAAGGUGAAGAGUGGAGUGUUCCACAUGCCACAUUUCAUCCCACCUGACUGCCAGGCUCUGCUGCGGGCCAUGAUCGAGGUCAACCCUGAAAAAAGAGUCACGCUAGAGGCCAUCCAGAAACAUGCCUGGUAUCAAGCUGGACGCAAUGAGCCGUGUCCGGAGCAGCCGCCCCCGAGGCGCGUGUGCAUGGGACGGAUCAUGUCUCUGACAGAGCUGGACCCAGAUGUGCUGGACAGCAUGUAUUCUCUGGGCUGUUUCAGGGAUCGGGUCAAACUGGCCCAAGACCUGCAGUGUGAAGAAGAUAACCAGGAGAAGAUGAUCUAUUAUCUCCUGUUAGACCGUAAAGAGCGCUAUCCUAGCUAUGAGGAUGAGGAUCUUCCUCCCAGAAAUGACAUUGACCCUCCACGGAAGCGUGUAGACUCUCCCAUGUUGACGCGUCAUGGCCGCUGCCGGCCAGAGAGGAAGAGCCUGGAGGUGCUGAGUGUGACGGAGCAGGGCUCUCCCACACCCCCGCGCAGAGCGCUGGACACCUCCACGCACAGCCAAAGAUCUCGAUCUGUAAGCGGAGCAUCAACGGGCCUCUCAUCUAGUCCUCUAAGUAGUCCCAGGAGCCCUGUCUUUACCUUCAGCGAGCCGGAGGUAGUUGCCGCCACCAAAGCGAGAAGCGGCAGCACCGCCGCUCAUCCCAACCGAUCGCAUGAACCCAAAACUCAGACGCUUCCAUCUAAAACCGCACCCGAGCGCCCCCAACUCCAGUCCAUGAAGUCCCUCCCCUUACCCUUCUCCUUCUCCCGCUCUCCCUCCCCUUCCCCCUUCCUGUCGCCCAUUCCCCGUUUCCUCUUCUUUCCUUCUCCAUCUGCGGUGCUGAAGUCGGUGACUAAAAGCUUGUAUCCCAUGUCUCAGGUCACCCCUCAGGGCUCUCCCCUGCCUACCCCGCUGGGUACCCCUGUGCAUCACCCCCACCCCCCCACCGCUACCCCACCCUCCUCCUCCUCUUCUGCUUCUUCCUCCCGAGCCGAGGGAGGAAGUGUGGUGGGCUCACUCUCUUUGACCCCACCCUCUAGUCCAGGGGGAGGCGGCGGCAUGGUGGCCAGUAGCUCCGCCCACUGGAGGGCACGCCUCAACUCACUGAAGAACAACCUGUUGGGGUCGCCACGGUUCCACCGCCGCAAGCUGCAGGUGCCAACCUCAGAGGACACGUCCAGUCUAACACCAGAAUCAAGCCCAGAACUGGCUAAAAGAUCCUGGUUUGGGAAUUUCAUCAGUCUGGAGAAAGAAGAGCAGAUUUUUGUGGUCAUCAGAGACAAACCUCUUAGUUCCAUUAAAGCAGAUAUCAUCCACGCCUUCCUCUCUAUUCCCUCCCUCAGUCACAGCGUAAUCUCUCAGACGAGCUUCCGAGCGGAGUAUAAGACUUCUGGAGGUCCGUCUGUCUUCCAGAAACCCGUCAAAUUCCAGGUAGACAUCUCCUUCUCUGAGGGGGAAAGAGAACGAGAGCGGGAGAGGGAGAGAGAGAGAGACAGGGACGGACAGAAGGAUUAUGGGAUCUACAGUGUAACUUUUAGCCUCAUCUCAGGUCCAAGUCGCAGGUUUAGACGAGUUGUUGACACGAUUCAAGCCCAGCUGCUCAGUGCUCACGAUCAGCUCAUGACGCAAACUCUUUCAGAUGAGAAGAACAGUCGCCCUCCUAGAACACCGACCAGACAGAACUCCCGGCGCUCAGAGGGCGGAGCCGACUACUGCGAGUGGGUGGAGCGUGGAGAGGGCGGGGUUUUACUCCAGCGCAGGGGGUCGGGAAGAGAAAGAACCCGCCUACUUUCCUCCAGUGGAACACAAUCACAGCCCUGAGCGAGAAGUGUUCCGUCAAGACUAAACUACUCAAACGUUCCUUCUCCCCUUCUCACCUCAGAACAGCAUGAUGCUAAAAUGUGUUUUUAAAGGAGCCUUUUGAAAGUCUAAUGAAACCAAAUACUGAUAUGCAUUGUGCAAGAACAUGGGAUGCAACAAAGUGAGAAGCGUCUCCAUUGAACAGUCAGAUAAACUUCUGGGAUCCGAGGAGCUCCUCCAAACUUUGUUCUGAAACAUAUUUAAUUUUUCAUCCUGGACAAUGCUUUGAUUUGUGCUGUAUUUUCUCUCACGUGCUUUGGAUGUAAUGUGCAGAACUUGAGUUUAUAAUGACAUUCGUGGAAGGAACGGUUUCGGUUGGGGGUAGCACACCAUCUGUUCCUUACAGGCCUGGUAACCGUUUCAGCAAUCGAGUAAUUAUAGCAACAGAGACGUUAGUCCAAUUUAUUCUAAAUUUUUAACCUCUUAGAAAUAUGUAGAGAUCCAGAUCCAAAAGCUACCGGCACCAAGAGCCUGCUCAGUCAUAUGCAAUAAAAAUCAAUAAGCUACAAAAGAUUCACAUGCUGAAUCUUUUAAAACAUGAUUACCUCCUUGAGCGGACAGACUCAUGGUGAUUUUAUGACCGUUGCUCACCAGCCCUGUGUCAUUAGCUACAGACAACUUCAUUUUCACUCUCCAUAGAAAUGCUGCAUGCUAAAUAACGUCAAGCUUCAGCCCCUAAUGCCUGCAUUUCUGCGUGCGUUUACACAUCGAAAUCUGGCCUCGGUUCACCCUUUUGGCAGCUCAAACAUACGAGAGGAUAUGACAAACGGAGGAUUCCCGUGACUGUUGUCUCCAACAAGAGUUCACAUGUAGAGGGAACGGGAAUCAAUCCAAAAUGAGAAAGGAUCACAUUCAUCCAGAUUCUCUGUUGCUGCAAGACUUUCGGUUGAAGCCAACCAAGUGAAUGUCAUUGACUAUUUUAUUUGUGAAUUUUGGUUUAUUGAAAAUAAUUUAUUUGUAUAUCACUCCUGGGGAUCAAAAAAUGUCCAUUAGGUGUACAUAUGUAUGUUUAAGAAAGAAUGGAAUGUCUGCGGUAUUAAAAAUACAUAUUUUGGGGGAAUUGCAACAUAAUCUAUGGCAAAAUUCACUGUUCUUUUAGACAAGCAAACAUGCGUGCUUUGUUGGUUUUAAAAAUGAAAAAAUACACUUUAAAGAUGUGUCAGUUUUCUGUCACUAGCAUCGCUGAACGGAAAUGCAAAAAUAAUGACAAGAUUUCCUGAACCCUCCCCCUCGCCUGCCAGUCAAACAGAUAGCCACGCCCCCAAACUCACGCCAUUGGUUGAACCAAAGUUGCUUUUAAUUCAAAUUUUCCCUACAUGCACUCUUAAAAAUAAAGGUUCUUUUUAUGGUUUCAUGAAGAACUUUUAACAUCCAUAGAAUCAUUCCAUUCCACAAAUAGUUCUUUAAAUUAUUAAAAUGUCACGCUAAGAAAAAUGGUUCUUUUAAGAACAGUUUACUGAAAGGCUCUUUGGAGUGCCAAAAAUGGUUCUUCUAAGGCAUCGCCGCAAAAACCCCCUUUAUUUUUUAAGAAUAAAGCUGGAAUAGAAGAAAAUAUUUCAAAUUCCACCCCCCAAAAAUCACACACUUCACCUUUAAGAAGAAAAGCGUAUUGCAUAAAAGAGCUCUCCCUUGCUUGUACGCCUGCACACAGUAUUACAGUAAUGAGUGCGAAAGAAAGACUUCCUCUGGGCAUUAUCUGAUGAGGAAAAUGUGCUGUACCUUGCGACCUAAAGAGGAAAUUGAAAAUUGCAUGGUAUUUGAAGCAAAAUAAGCCAUUGUUUAGGCCACGGACCUUGCUCGCUCCAUCACGAAAAAUGUACAUUCACAUCAAUUUGUCUCUAAUUAUUAUUAUGAUACAGUAUAAAAUAUUAAAUUGAUCUCUUAGAUCCAGCGUAAAAUAUCUGAAAGAGGGACACUCUUUGUACAAAUGGCUUCUCUGCUGAACAGUUGUCAUGAAACUGGUAAAUGUGAUCCAGUUUUGUGUGUCUUUGUGAAUUUUAAGUUGUCUUCAUGUCAGCUCUUUUCCAUGUUUUAUUUAUUUAUUGUAUGGAAAUCGGUUGGCACUAAAAGGCUAAUUAUAUCAUGUGACUGAUGUACCAUCAUAUCUUAUCAUAUUUAAAUAGUUUAAGCAAUGUAUCCAGUUUUGGGGAAGCAAACUGUGAUCAUUAAAACCAGUCCAAAUCUAAGGAAAGCACUGUCCAUUUAUGCUGCUGCUGCAAAAAAAGAAUAGCAUAUGUGUUAUAUUUUUGCAUCAGGUAAUGGCACAACUAUUUGGACAUAUCAUAACUUGUAUUGUCUUAGCUGACUAUCAGUUGGUUAACAUCAGUAUAUGUAUUUUUAGGAAUAACAACUGGACGAAAUGACCUAGGAACAGCAUUGCCAAUGCAAUAUUGAUUUUUUUCAUGUUAAAACCGGACAGGUUUCAUUUGCUUUUCUAUCUGUGGUUAUGUAUGUAUGUAUGUGUGCAAUGUGUUUCCCACCCCUCAACAGAAUUUGAACUAUAUCAGUGAAUAUAUGUUGACAUCUCAUUCGCUGAGAGUGAACGGAUCAUGAUCGUGCAUCUGGACGUUUGUGCACAGUGUGUGUUCACGAUGCACAGAGAGUCAUGUGGUUAUAUGGAUGAAUGCUCUGUGUGUAUAUCUGCUUUGAAAGUAAACAUCUGUGUGUAUGGAUGUGCAGUUGGAAUGCAUUAUGCUACUGUUUACGUGUGUGUGUGUGUGUGGGAGAGGGAAGCGAAAUGGAUUCAGGAUGGUCUACGUAAUCAAAUUAAUAGGCGUCAAUAAAAAUAACCAAAAAGGUUUACGAA
This is a messenger RNA of Cyprinus carpio (common carp), 6180 nucleotides long. RefSeq names its product serine/threonine-protein kinase BRSK1-like. Gene Ontology annotation, molecular function: ATP binding; protein serine/threonine kinase activity; tau-protein kinase activity. Lineage: Eukaryota; Metazoa; Chordata; Actinopteri; Cypriniformes; Cyprinidae. Gene Ontology annotation, cellular component: cytoplasm. The record is from RefSeq and is a predicted model, not a curated record. Gene Ontology annotation, biological process: protein phosphorylation; intracellular signal transduction; microtubule cytoskeleton organization.